Seminavis robusta is the source of this 3302-nucleotide messenger RNA. Lineage: Eukaryota; Bacillariophyta; Bacillariophyceae; Naviculales; Naviculaceae. The record is from the annotation of a GenBank genome assembly.
UCCGAUCUGUUUUGGUUCCGAAUCCAAUAGGCCCAAUCCAGCCGAAUAAACUCCCAGGUAGCUCAAACUGCAUAUAUCCUGUCAAAGACUGCUGACUCUAUGUUCCUGGAGUUUAUGCUGCGGGAGGCAUUAUUCCAGACAAAGCCAAUUUGGAUCCUGCUGGCCCUCCUUUUCUUCCAUUUCUUCGCCAAGGUCGGAGAAGCAAGCCACAACUGAAUAAGAGACAAAAACGAAAAUGAUGAUGAUUGCCUUGCUUUUCCUGUCCAUCCUCGCUGCAUCCAUUGCUACAGGCCCAAACGCGACCAAUGCGUCUCUUCGUGGAGGCCAUCAGCCGUACAUUGACGGGGCGCGAGCCCUGAGCAUCUACCUUGGUAGACGCUGGAAAGAUCGGGUUGGAGAUGUCGUGCAGAUUCCCUACAAGAUCGACACAAGGUAUUUCUCCAAUUCUCAAAAGCAGAUGAUCGAGUCAAGUAUCCGAGAUCUUGCAGAAAGAUCCAAAGUAAUUCGCUUUGUGGAACGAACAAGUCAGGCGGCAUACGUUCAUGUUGUGGAUAAAAGUGGUGGUUGCUCCUCCUACGUUGGAAAACGCCACACAGGCAAAGAGCAGGAGCUCAAUUUGUCAUCUCGUUGCGUCAGGGUCGGGACCAUUCAACACGAAUUUCUCCAUGCAUUGGGUUUUACUCAUGAACAAAACCGCCCUGACAGAGACGACUAUGUUACCAUCCAUAUGGAAAACAUCAGGGACAAGAACAAACACAACUUUCAACUGGCGUCGACGAGCGCAGUUUUGGGCGCCAACUAUGACUACACUUCUGUCCUGCACUACCACGGAUACGCCUUUGCCAUUGACAGUAGCUUGCCGACGAUCACUCCCAGGGAUCCCACAGCUAACAUUGGACAGCGUGAUGGAGCAUCAGAUCAGGACGUGAUUGAGACACGCCUAUUGUAUCAAUGCCUUUCUGGCCCUCGCUCCAUUGAUGAAUACAACGCCAAUCCGUGCACAACAGACUGCAAGUGCUGGGAAGGGGCAACCGGCUGCAACGGUAAUGACGAUGCAUGUCAGGGCACUAUGACGUGUCUAGUGAAUGAAUGCAUCCUUGCUAGUACUACAGGUGGCUCAACCGGGGGCACAGGUGGUGGGAGUUCUGGUUCAAGUGGUACUGGUGGUGGAUGCACAGAUACUCCCGAUUGGGUGGACAUUGAAGGCGAUUCUUGCGAAUGGUACGAAGAGUACAAUGAUUCAUAUGAUGCCUGCGCCUUAUAUGGAGCUGGGUUUGGCAAUGCGGUGACGGGAAUGACAGCGAAUGAUGCAUGUUGCGUUUGUGGCGGUGGAUCUCUCGGAGGGGUUACAUUUCGGGUGCUUCAGAAUGCGGAUAGCCCUGGGAACUGUUGGGAUGUGAAUCGUGCCUCAACUAGAAAUGGCGCAUACAUCAUCUUCAGUCCCUGUGAUGAGACACCAUCGCAGAAGUUUUGGGUCGACAAUAACGGCUACAUCCGAAGUGCCCUUGAUGUCACAAAGUGUGUUGUUGGAUCGGCUGGAGAAACCAGCCAGGGGACAAAUUUGAUCCUCAAUGAUUGCUUUGCGAAUGAUGACAGGUUCGUAUUCCAGCACGACGACGCGGAUGGCACAUUCAGACCCAAGAGAAACAAUGAGGUUUGCAUUGGUCCGUCUAGUAACGAGGUGGCGUUCUCUACAAGGGAUCCCAUUCUUCACCUCUGGGACUGCAACGGUAGUCCUGAGCAGAGCUGGUCCUCCGCUAAUGCUGUGGUCGUAAACAGAGCGCUAAAGACGAGAGUGAACAGCAAGAAUGGCAAGGUGGAGCGUCUGCUGCAGAACGAAGAAUGCUCGGAUGUUCCCUUGGGAUGGUACGACGCGCACGGUGACAGCUGUCUUUGGUAUGCUGACGGGACAAGAUGUGACGAUUAUGGAAGCGGCAAUGGAAAUUUCGGUAAAACUGCCAACCAAGCUUGCUGUGCUUGCGGUGGAGGAUCCAACAUUGAUUCUCAAUUCAAAGAUGAAGCUCCGUUGGCAGACCCCGUGUUGGCUGACGAUGCGUGCUACGAUACCCCGAUUGACUGGCGUGAUUCUGUUGGUGACACUUGCCUGUGGUAUUCUCAAGGCGACAAUUGUCUGUACUAUGGAGACGAUUUUACCACAGAGUUGGGGAGCGCCAAUCAAGCUUGCUGUGCGUGUGGUGGCGGAUCCUCAACUCUCCCGCCCAUGAAUGAUUAUAUUGGAACUCCAGGGUGCAGUGACUUUCCCGAUUGGAUAGAUUCGGAGGAUGAUGGCUGCGAUUUCUACGGAGAAGACGAUAACUGCGUUCUCUUUGGGGAUGACUAUGUCGGUGUGAGCAACAAGACAGCAAGCGAGGCGUGCUGUGCUUGUGGAGGAGGAUUCGACCCAUCCACAAACCCUCGCGGACAGCCGAGUCAGAUCAACGCAACCGAUGCAGGACAUCCUUUGGAUUGCCUAGACAACCCACCAAACUGGAUCGACUCUGCGGGUGACGACUGUCUUUGGUACGAAGCUGGGAAUAACUGUGUUUUGUAUGGCUCGUACAAUGCCGGACAAGAUGGCCAUACUGCAUCCGAGGCUUGCUGCGUAUGUGGAGGCGGAAUCACUACAGCUGUGGCUGUUGCCAGAUCGCAAGGGGACGAUUGGUUUUCUUAGCUGUAGGAAGUAUGGCGAUUUAGUAGUUGACGUUCACACGGAUUUUGCCCUUCAUUGCGCUAUGAAUAUUGUUUGUGUUGGACCGGGGCCGGUCAAAGCUCUUGUUGAGAUUGAUUCUAUCAACUUGAACUAUACGGUCACAGGACAGAAGCCAUUACAGCACUCUAGAGGACGCUAGCAGGUAGGCGCCUUUGUCGUCGUCGUGCUUCUCCGGUCGUCGUCGAAACCAGCCUCUAAAACAAUUAGGUUGGUAAAUGUGCUACCUAAACUCGAGACGAGAAAUCAAUAGGACGAAGGAUCCUUAGCCGUGGCACAUGAUAGUUUUAUGAGGCCCUUGAAGCUCCCGCUCUCGUUGGCCAGAAUGGUAGGGGUUGGCAUGGAUCCCCUGCCCUUAGUGUGCUCCACGACCAAGUGGCUGAGCUUCCGAUCCUUCGGAUGAACCAGCUCACUGCCAUCCUACCGUACCUAGUAGCAAGCCUCAUUGAUCGUCCAGCUAGUCUAGCAAUCGAUAUUGCAUAGGCGUGAGAGCCAUCUUGCUAGGUGGCCGUCGGUUCAUCGAACUUUACAACGUUUGGACCCGGGCUGGAAAAGCACGUAAUUCCACGAUGCCCGGAAAUGUGGGUUGAUCGGG